AUAUAUACCACCCUCUCACUUCUAACCCACAUUUCAUGCACUCUUGCUUCCUCCUCCCUAGAAAAAAAUCACAAAAUUACAAAUAAAUCUCCUAAACUCUCAAAUAAAAUAUAUAUUCACAUAUUAUCCAACCAAAAUCAUGGGAAAUUGCAUAGAAACUUGUAGAUUUGAAUCAAAAAGAUCAAUAAAAGAAGACCAAAAGAAAGAAAAAGAAGGAAGUAAAGGAAAUAUGGGAGUUUAUGUGAAAAAUGUAGAAAAUAAUAAAAAUGGUGUAAGAGUAAAAAUGGUGUUAACAAAAGAAGAGUUGCAAUGGUUGAUAUUGCAAUUAAAAAACAGAGAAGAAGGAGAUCAUGGCAAGAGAAUUGAAGAUGUUUUACAAGAGCUUGGAAAAGGAAGAAAGAAAGUUUUUAAUGGAAAUCAUUCUUGGAGACCUUCUCUUGAUAGUAUUACUGAAAUUUCUGAAGUUCUUGAGAUGAAUAAAUAAUUUUUAAUUUAUUUUUUUUAGUUUUUUUGGUUUUUUUUUGGGGUAGUGUGCCUUUUUUAUGGGGUGCUUGUUCAUGAGAUGAAGGUUUUGUGGUAUGAUUUUGGAUUAUCCAAUGUAUAAAUAUGUUUUUGAGAUAGAUUGAAUGUGUUCAUGAAAAUCUUUAAUUUGCAAAUCAAUUAUCUAUGAACAUGUAUAAAAGUCAUUUAAUUUGAAAUUUUUUAGGUUGUAUUUGAAACCUGUUUCAUUUUAAAAUGUAGAUUUUAAUUAUGAAAUAAGUUUAAAAAUUUGAAAAUAAUGACGUUUGUAAAGUUAUUUUCAAAUUAUAAGCUUAAAUUGUUUUUAAAAACAAUUGUGAAAUCGACACAAAUCUAAAAUUGAUUUUUUUUUA
Messenger RNA from Amaranthus tricolor (Joseph's coat), 872 nucleotides. RefSeq lists its product as uncharacterized. The transcript has a single exon. The coding region runs from base 140 to 484 and encodes 114 amino acids. Lineage: Eukaryota; Viridiplantae; Streptophyta; Magnoliopsida; Caryophyllales; Amaranthaceae. The record is from RefSeq and is a predicted model, not a curated record.